Molecule: messenger RNA, 3302 nt
Organism: Cygnus olor (mute swan)
Lineage: Eukaryota; Metazoa; Chordata; Aves; Anseriformes; Anatidae
Gene: ITGA10
Product: integrin subunit alpha 10
Exons: 17
Biological process (GO): cell adhesion mediated by integrin; integrin-mediated signaling pathway; cell-cell adhesion
Cellular component (GO): integrin complex; external side of plasma membrane
Molecular function (GO): integrin binding
Source: RefSeq, a predicted model, not a curated record
UCUGUCCCCGACCUCAACCACGACGGCUUCAACGACGCCGUGGUGGGGGCCCCGCUGGAGGACGGGCACCGCGGCGCCGUCUACGUCUACCACGGCGCCCCCGGCACCCUCCUGCCCCACUACAAGCAGCGCAUCGAGGCGGCGGCGCUGGGCCGGGGGGGGCUCCUGUACUUCGGGCGCAGCCUGGACGCGCGGCUCGACCUGGACGGCGACGGGCUGGUGGACCUGGCCGUGGGGGCGCAGGGGGCGGCCGUGCUGCUGCGCUCCCGGCAGAUCGUCCAGGUCAACACCACGCUGUCGGUGGAGCCCCCGGCCAUCAACGUCAUCCAGAAGAACUGCCGGCGUGGCGGCGUCGGCGCCGUCUGCCUGCGGGCCAGGGUCUGCUUCCGCGCCGCCACCCGGGCACGGGGACAGCGGGACAGGGACAUCGAGCUCCGGUACAACGUGUCCCUGGAGGAGCGGGCGGGGGGGGCCCGGGCCGCCUUCGACUCGGGCGCCCGGCGGCUGCUGCAGCGGCGCGCGGAGCUCUCGCUGGGCAGGCAGAGCUGCCUCCGCUUCCCCUUCCACGUCCUGGACACCACGGAUUACCUGCGGCCCCUCAGCUUCACCGUGCGGCUGGCGCUGGCUGACCCCGGGGGCCCGGUGCUGGAUGAGAAGUCCCCCAGCACCGUCCGCAAGCUGAUCCCCUUCUUCAAGGACUGCGGGGAGGACGACGAGUGCCUCGCGGACCUGGUGCUGCGCGCCACCAUGGACAUCGCCGGGGACGGGCAGAGCCCCCACGUCCUGCGCAAGGGCAGGAGGAAGGCGGUGCUGGACGUGGUGCUGGAGAACAAGGGCGAGAACGCCUACAACGCCAGCCUGCUCCUGCGCUUCUCCGGCAACCUGCUCUUCUCCAGCCUCGUGCUCCAGGACACAAGCCCGGUGAAGCUGGAGUGCACCGCGCUGGGGGGCCACCGCCGGCUCUGCAGCAUCAGCUACCCCGUCUUCCGCUCGAUGGCCAAGGUCUCUUUCGCGCUGGAGUUCGAGUUCAGCUGCUCGGUGCUGCUCGGCCGAGCGGAGGUCAGCCUGGAGGCCACCAGCGACAGCGCCGAGGCCACGCCACAGGACAACGGGGUCCAAAUCUCCGCUCCCAUCCGCUACGAGCCCGACCUCUUCCUCUCCAGCGAGGCCAACCUGCACCGCUACGAGGUGCACCCGCUCGGCACCUUCCCCCACGGCCCCGGGCCCGAAUUCAAGACCACGGUGAAGGUGCAAAACCUGGGCUGCUACCCGGUGCGCAACCUCACCCUGCGCAUGGCCCUGCCGGCCCUCGGCUACCGCCGCGCCGCCUUCCUCUCCGUCACCCGCAUCCUCGCCGACAACGCCACGUGCGAGCUGCACGGCCCCGCUCAGGAGCCACGCAGGGGGGGUCCAGCCCCCGUGGUCCCCGUGCACCCCGAAGACCUGCUGCGCGUGGACAGGCUGGACUGCAGCAACGCCUGGUGCCAGGAGCUGAGCUGCGCCCUGGGGCGGCUGGAGCGCGGCGGCGAGGUCUCCGUCCACGUCCUGCGCGCCAUCCACAACGACUUCUUCCGCGCGGCUAAAUUCCGGAGCGUGAGGAUCGUCAGCACGGCUGCGCUGGGGGUCCCGGGGGGCAGCGCGCUGGUGCUGGGGGAGGCGGCUCAGCGCAGGGAGACGGUGCUUGAAAUCAUCCAGGCCAAGCGGGUGCCCAUCUCCCUGUGGAUCCUGGUGGGCAGCAUCCUGGGGGGGCUGCUCCUGCUGGCGCUCAUCAUCUUCUGCCUGUGGAGGCUCGGCUUCUUCACCCGCAAGAAGCUCCCGGAGGAGAAGGAGGAGAAGGAGGAGCAGUGAUCCGUGGCGGCCCCGCGCUUCCCGGCUCUCUCCAGCCCCAGCGGCCCCCCGAGCCCGGCACCAUGGGGAGGGGACGGGUCCCUUCCCCGUCCCCGGGGACAGCUGGGGGGCUCGGGACUCCGCCACCUCCCCCCAGUUUUGGUUCCACCGUGGCCGAGGGCGAUGCCGGUGCCGGGUUGUGCUGGCGCGGACGCAGCCAGGUGAGGUUGGGGCCGGCGCCGCGGCGCAGGAGACGCGGGCUCGGCCCGGAGGAGACGCGGGGGCGACGGCGCAGACGGGGACGGACGUGGGGCGACCACCGAAAAAAAGCGGCCCCACCAAUAAAGCUCGGCCCCGUGGAGGUGCUCCCGCGUGUGCGACCCGCCGGCGCUCUGCCCUGCCUGGGGGGGUUCAGAAAUGGGAGCCCCAAAAGGCUCCGGUGCCACACCAUGAUUUAUAAAGGGGAGGGAGCCGUGCGCGGCCCCCCCGGUGCCCCAAAUCCCCCCGCUGAGGUCUCUCGGCGCUGCCCUGAGGUUCCCAGGAUAGCCAAGGGAGGAAAUCCUCCACUUCGGGCCCUUUCCAAGCCUUGGGGGCGCAGGAGGGGACCCAGAACAGACCCCAAAGGGGUCACUGGGGGGCUGUGGCAUCCCAAAACCUCCCCCUGCCCGCACAGGGCUCUUUAGGGGAGCACAAAACGCUAAAGAAGGGGGAAAAAGCAACGAGAGAAAGCUGGGAAGGGAAACGUUCAGCCCGGGUGCUGGCUGCAGCUGAAGUUUUUCCCUUUUUUUGCCGACAACUGCCGGGGCUGAGCCAGGAACUGGCUCCCGAAGAGGAUCCUGCCACGGAGCGGGGAUGCUCCUGGCCCCAAAACCACGAGGAGCAGGGGGAGAGGUGCAGGGGGGGGGCGUCUCCUUCCCCCAAACCCCGAUGCAAGGGAGGGACCCUGGGGGCACCAAGUCCCCAGCAAGGAACAUCGGGUUCCUGACACUCAACCUCAGCCCCCUCCAACCUUGGGGGACACGGUGGGUGCCUCACAAUGGCCACCCUGCCCCUGGCCACCGCUCCCCCAGCCAUGCUGGGGCGCAGCUGCUGCCACCCCGGGCCUGAAGGAGAACCGAUCUGCCCAGAAAACCCCUUUACGGACACCCCACGAGCUCAUUUCCAUCCCCGUUAGUCCUCCGCCAGCCUCCCCGGCCCCUCGGCCACCUCCUCCCGCCCCAACAACCUUCUCAAGGUCCGCUCUUCUUUAUAAAGGCCUUUAUUUGACUUCAUAGCAAACAGAACACUGGUUUAAAUCGAGUGUACGUAGUACACCGUCACAGCAACGAAGGGGCGACGUGUUGGGGCGCGACCUCCCUCUCCCCGCCAGGCCGAGCGGGGAUUGAGCGGCGCCACGCGGCUCAGACGGCGCCGGGGCGAUAAAAACGAGGAGUGGGACGCGGGUGAGGUGUUACAGAAGUGGAAAAGAAAUAAAA